Messenger RNA from Lates calcarifer (barramundi perch), 5024 nucleotides. It is a transcript of the gene aclya, whose product is annotated as ATP citrate lyase a. Gene Ontology annotation, biological process: citrate metabolic process; acetyl-CoA biosynthetic process; fatty acid biosynthetic process. The record is from RefSeq and is a predicted model, not a curated record. The coding region runs from base 170 to 3448 and encodes 1092 amino acids. The transcript has 28 exons. Gene Ontology annotation, molecular function: ATP citrate synthase activity. NCBI's taxonomy places the organism in Eukaryota, Metazoa, Chordata, Actinopteri, Centropomidae. Gene Ontology annotation, cellular component: cytosol.
AACAUCAGCCAAGCCUAUCGGCAGAUGGGCGAUGGAGACAAAACUCACAGGAAGCUCCUUUCUCCGUCACCACUGGUCUCCACAGGCGGCGAGAGUGGAGCAGCACCGCCGAGAAAAACAGAGGAAGAAAAAACAUUCAAAGCCAAGGCCAGUCUAGAUUAAAGCAGCCAUGUCCGCCAAAGCCAUCUCUGAGCAGACAGGAAAGGAGUUCCUGUACAAGUACAUCUGCACAUCGGCGGCUGUCCAGAACAGAUUCCGCUACGCCAACGUGACCACCGAGACCGACUUUGACCGACUGGCGCAGGAACACCCAUGGCUGCUCACAGAGAGGCUGGUGGUGAAGCCGGACCAGCUGAUCAAGAGGCGAGGGAAGCUGGGCCUGGUCGGCGUCAACCUGGACCUGAAUGGUGUCAGAGAGUGGCUGAAGCCCCGCCUAAUGAAGGAGACAAUGGUGGGAAAAGCUAAGGGCAUUCUCAAGAACUUCCUCAUCGAGCCAUUUGUCCCCCACAAGCAGGAGGAGGAGUUCUACGUUUGCAUCUACGCCACCCGGGAGGGAGACUACGUGCUGUUUCACCAUGAGGGAGGGGUGGACGUUGGAGAUGUGGACGCCAAGGCGAAGAAGCUGCUAAUUGGCGUGGAUGAAAAGAUCAGCGAAGACUCUGUGAAGAAGGAGCUGCUGACGCACGUACCAAAUGACAAGAAAGCGGUCCUGGCCAACUUCAUUGUCGGGCUCUUUAACCUGUAUGAGGACCUGUUCUUCACAUACCUGGAGAUCAACCCAUUGGUGGUCACAAAAGAUGGAAUUUACGUGCUGGACAUGGCAGCUAAGAUUGAUGCCACGGCUGACUACAUCUGCAAAGCCAAGUGGGGUGAUGUGGAGUUCCCUCCCCCUUUCGGCAGGGAGGCCUAUCCUGAGGAGGCCUACAUUGCCGACCUGGAUGCCAAGAGCGGUGCCAGCCUUAAACUCACCCUGCUCAACCCCAGAGGCAGGAUCUGGACCAUGGUGGCAGGAGGAGGUGCCUCAGUGGUGUACAGUGACACAAUCUGCGACCUGGGUGGCGUCAACGAACUGGCCAAUUAUGGAGAGUAUUCAGGAGCCCCGAGUGAACAGCAGACCUAUGACUACGCUAAGACCAUCCUGUCACUGAUGACCAGAGAGAAGCACCCUGAUGGAAAGGUUUUGAUCAUUGGGGGAAGCAUUGCAAACUUCACAAACGUUGCAGCAACAUUUAAGGGGAUUGUUAGAGCUAUCAGAGACUAUCAGGUGCCACUAAAGGAGCAUGAGGUCACCAUUUUUGUCCGCCGUGGAGGCCCCAAUUACCAAGAAGGUCUCAGAGUGAUGGGAGAAGUUGGCAAGACCACUGGGAUCCCCAUCCACGUCUUUGGCACAGAAACUCACAUGACGGCCAUUGUUGGCAUGGCACUGGGCCACCGGCCAAUCCCCAACCAGCCUCCUGUUGCUGCCCACACUGCCAACUUCCUGCUCAACUCCAGCGGCAGCACAUCGACUCCAGUGUCCAGCAGAACUGCUUCUUUCUCUGAAAACAGAGCCAGGGUAGAGGCCUCACCAGCCAAGAAAGCCAAAAGCGGAGCUCCUAUUGCCAAGGCAACUACCCUGUUCAGCAAACACACCAAGUCCAUAGUGUGGGGCAUGCAGACUCGGGCAGUGCAGGGCAUGCUGGAUUUUGACUAUGUCUGCUCCAGAGAUGAGCCGUCUGUCGCAGCUAUGGUCUACCCCUUCACUGGAGACCAUAAACAGAAGUUCUAUUGGGGCCAUAAAGAGAUCCUCCUCCCUGUAUAUAAGAACAUGAGCGAUGCCAUGAAGAAGCACCCAGAUGUGGACGUGCUCAUCAACUUUGCCUCUUUGCGUUCGGCCUUUGAUAGCACCAUGGAAACCAUGCAGUACCCACAGAUUCACACCAUUGCCAUCAUCGCUGAGGGCAUCCCUGAAGCCCAUACCAGGAAGAUCAUCAAGGCAGCAGAUGAGAAGGGUGUCACAAUCAUUGGACCAGCAACUGUUGGAGGAAUUAAACCGGGUUGCUUUAAAAUUGGGAACACAGGAGGCAUGCUGGAUAACAUCCUCGCCUCCAAGCUUUAUCGCCCAGGCAGUGUGGCCUAUGUGUCCCGCUCAGGCGGCAUGUCCAAUGAACUCAACAACAUCAUCUCCCGUACCACUGACGGUGUUUUCGAAGGUGUUGCCAUUGGUGGGGACAGAUACCCAGGCUCUGUGUUUACUGACCAUGUGCUGCGCUACCAGGACACUCCUGGAGUAAAAAUGAUUGUUGUGCUGGGAGAGAUCGGAGGCACAGAGGAGUACAAGAUCUGCCAGGCUAUUAAACAGGGAAGGAUCACAAAGCCAGUGGUCUGCUGGUGUAUUGGCACCUGUGCCACCAUGUUCUCCUCAGAGGUUCAGUUUGGCCAUGCAGGAGCUUGUGCCAACCAGGCCUCUGAGACAGCAGUGGCUAAGAAUCAGGCUUUGAAAGAUGCUGGUGCCUACGUCCCCAAGAGCUUUGAUGAGCUGGGCGAGAUAAUCAAAUCUGUUUAUGACGACCUUGUUGCCAAAGGAGUUAUCCAGCCAGCUGAAGAGGUCCCUCCCCCCACUGUGCCAAUGGAUUACUCCUGGGCGCGAGAGCUCGGUCUGAUCCGUAAGCCAGCCUCUUUCAUGACCAGCAUCUGUGACGAGAGAGGUCAGGAGCUCAUCUACGCAGGCAUGCCCAUCACUGAGGUCUUCAAGUCAGAAAUAGGCCUGGGUGGAACUCUGGGACUGCUGUGGUUCCAGAGGAGGUUGCCAAGGUAUGCUUGCCAGUUCAUUGAGAUGUGCCUGAUGGUGACCGCUGAUCACGGCCCUGCUGUUUCUGGUGCACACAACACCAUUGUGUGUGCCCGAGCAGGCAAAGAUCUCAUCUCGAGCCUCACCUCCGGCCUCCUCACUAUUGGUGACCGCUUUGGAGGUGCUCUGGAUGCUGCAGCAAAGCAGUUCAGCAAGGCAUUUGAUAGCGGUAUGCUGCCUAUGGAGUUUGUCAACAAGAUGAAGAAGGAUGGGAAGCUGAUCAUGGGCAUUGGACACAGAGUCAAGUCGAUUAACAAUCCAGACAUGAGAGUCCAGAUCUUGAAGGACUUUGUGAAGCAGCACUUCCCCUCCACCCAGCUGCUGGACUACGCUCUAGAUGUAGAGAAGAUCACCACAUCCAAAAAACCCAACUUGAUCUUGAAUGUGGAUGGCUUCAUUGGAGUGGCCUUUGUGGACUUGCUCAGGACUUGUGGUGGUUUUACAAGGGAUGAAGCUGAUGAGUUUGUGGAAAUUGGAGCUCUGAAUGGCAUUUUUGUCCUGGGACGCAGCAUGGGAUUCAUUGGACACUACCUGGACCAGAAGAGGCUGAAGCAGGGUCUGUAUCGCCACCCAUGGGAUGACAUCUCCUAUGUGCUCCCUGAACACAUGUCCAUGUAAUCAGAGGGACUAAACCAGGGAGUGCCAGCCUCCUGUCCCCCCUAUCCCCUCAUCCCAGCUGUCAGUCCUCCCGCCCAUACUGUGAUCUGUCACCUCGAGGAAGUGGCAUAAUAUAUAGGGAAGAUGUUACUACUAAUAUAACUGUAAAUGGCAAAUAUUAAAAAGAGGAAUUUCAUGUUUUUAGUUUUGGAAACCUGUCAGUGCUGCAGUUUUGUGAAUAAUCGUAAAGCCUGCUGCCAACUGUGAAGCACCAGUCAAACAGAGUCCGGGUCUGACUUUGUUAGAAAGAGUUGAUGAUGAAUCAGGUGAGAGAGCUAUAGUGGAUUAGUCAACUGUCGACCAUCGCCACUAUCACUCCCAUGGCUACAACAGUGAAGUACUGUUAUUUACCCCCAGAUAUUACAUUGUUGUAUUAAUCUAGCAUGUGUGUCUGUAUCACAGACUGUUGUGCAGCUCUCUUCAUUGUGCCAUAUAAAAAUCGUGAGCUUGUGAGAAGGGAUGAACAUGUAGUGUAAUAAUGCCUAAUAAUAUGAGAACAUACUGUAGAUCAGAGCUUUAUUUGUGUAUAGAUGCAUUCUUAGUGAAAAGGAAGUGGUACAGGAAUGUUAUAGUUUAGAUUUUCUGUAAUGUUUUUGACACAGUGGCACCCAUGAAAACAGCAGUCUGCUUACUGUGGCAAACGGGACCAUUUUAUGAGUCAUUCCUUGCAGGUGCUGCCAUUUGCUGUCCCCAGGAAAUGUUCUCUCUCAGCUGGUGCAAAAUGUGGGAGUAUUUUCUACAAGGUUUUAAAUGGAAGUUGGGAGUUGUUUAUCAUAAGAGCAGAAAGUAAAUAUUUGAUUUCAGUGGUCUUUUUUGUCUCCCCUGCUAUGUAAGUGGAUUAGGGCAUUUUGCCAUUGAUGGGAAAUGAGCCACAAAAAAUUAAUAUUCCGUUUUUGGUUUUUUUUAGGUCUGCUCUGUCUUAAUAUUGUUAAAAUAUAUACACUAAUCCCAUUACAAUAAGCUGACUUGUUAUUAGAAUAUUUUUUGCCCAGCACUAUAACACAGCAGUUAAAUGCCAUUUUCUUCUUUCACAUGAUUAAAAUGUUAGGUUUUCAUGUUGUUUGAAUCAGUGGAGAUUGUUCUCUUUCAACAUUUCAUUUCUGUGUUAGAGGGGGAUUUUAAAGGUAAUUCCAUGCCCAGUGCUGGACAUGUUUCCCCAUCUAUUAGCCACCAACAAAACCAAUUAAUAUGACACAGACGACAUACAAGUAUCACCUGAAGAGAAUUUGACACAUCCAGCAGACCUUUUUGACAAUCUGCUCGUAAUCAUUUUCUUCUUUUUUGAAAUUAAAGAAUAGUAUACAUUUCCCCAUAAUUUAUGAAGUCCAAAAGAAAGUAUGUGGCAACCAUCGCCAGUGUCAUCUUUUAUGUGAAAAAAAAUCCAUGGACAACCAGAAACCUCACCAGUGUUGUGGCAAUGUUUUUGUUUUUAACUGUUUCAGUGUGAACUGAAUGUGCCUCUGUGCUGAUUUGUUGUAUGUUAACAAUUGUGUAAUUGAGUAAAAUAAAAUGUAAUUGAUGUAAUAACAUAGCAUAA